AUGGUUGAUCCUAAUGAUCCGCCUAAAAGGAAUGGAAAGAAUGAUUCAAUUAAUUUUGAUAAUCCUCUUUACAUUCAUCCUUCUGAUAAUGCUACUACUUCCAUUGUUACAAUAAAACUCACUGGAAAUGAAAACUUCCGUUUAUGGAGAAGCUCCAUGUGUAGGGCCCUUAGGCCCCGUUUGUGCGCAGAAUGGGAUGAGACAGAACAGAACAAGCCUCCAGGCCACAAAAUAGACUUCCGUUUUCGUUCUUCUCUGGGAAACAAAAUAGCACGUCGCAAACAAAAUAGCAAGUCGCCUCCAUUCACCGGCGACGCAGCAAGUCGCCUCCAUUCUCCGGCGACGCAGCAAGUCGCCUCCAUUCUCCGGCGACUUCAUUCUCGAUCGACUUCAUUCUCCGACGACUUGCAAUCUUCUCCAGCCGCCUCCAGAUAUGGAAUCAAGGGAAGAACAACCAUCGCAAGCACAAUCUCAAGCUCAAUCCCAUUCUUCGGUCAAUCAAAUGUACGAACAAAGACGGAUAUAGCAUGGGAACAUGUUACUCAAGUCGUUGAUGAGAAGGGGAAAAAGGCAUGGAUAUGUAACUUUUGUCAAAAAGUUAUAGGUGGUGGUGGAAUAAACAGGGUUAAGAAACAUCUUGCUGGUAUUAAAGGUGAGGUAGCAGCAUGUCCAAAAGUUAGUCCAGAAGUGCGGUUUACAAUGCAAGGAAAGUUGAAAGAGACUGCCCAAAAAGAAAAAGAAAAACGCACCACUAGUGUUACUAUCUUGGAUGAUGAUGAAGAGAUGGAGGAAAUAGAAAUGUCAACUGUGAAAAAGGGUAAAAGGAAAUCUACUUCAAACUUGCAUCCAUUUUUUACAAAAGGUAUAAAUGAUCCUUCCCAACCCACUAUUAAAUCUGCAAUGCAAAGUAAGGCAAAAAUACAUGAUGUGGAUUUAGCUAUUGCUAUGUGGUUUUAUGAUGCAUGUAUACCUAUGAAUGCUUGCAGCUCUCCUUUUUUUCAACUUAUGGUAGAUAAAAUAGCAAGUAUUGGUUAUGGGUACAAAGCACCUAAUUAUCAUGCUCUGAGGGUUAAUUUAUUGACAGAUGCAAAAAAGUCAGUUUCAUUGAUAAUUGAUUCGUUAAGAAGUCAAUGGGUUGAUACAGGUUGCACAAUUAUGAGUGAUGGGUGGAGGGAUGUUUCACAACGACAUUUGAUUAAUUUCUUGGUUUAUUGUCCGAAAGGGAUAUCAUUUCUUAAAUCUGUUGAUGCAUCUGACAUAGAGAGCAAUGCUACAAAUUUGUGUAAUUUGUUUGCUGAGAUUGUUGAAAUGGUAGGAGAAAAAAAUGUGGUUCAAAUGGUAACUGAUAAUGCUGCUAAUUACAAGCUUGCUGGUACUAAGUUAUGUGAAAGAUAUCCUUCUAUUACUUGGUCUCCAUGUGCAGCGCAUUGUCUUAAUCUUGUAUUAAAGGAUCUUUCAGAAUUGGAUAAUGUGAAAAGUUUGGUCAAUCUUGCAUCGAGGGUUACUAUUUUUGUUUAUAAUCAUAAGUGGCCGUUGAAUUGGUUAAGAAAAAGACCCGGUUGGAAAGAAAUUAUCCGUCCAGGUGCUACUCGGUUUGGUACCGUGUUCAUAGCAUUGCAAAGUUUGUAUGACCAUAAAGAAGAUUUACAAGCAAUGGUCAUAUCUAAUGAGUUUAAGAAGAUGUUGAAAGUGGGAAAUGCGGUUGAAUGUAAACAGAUUGUCUUGAAUGAAAUCUUUUGGAAGAAUUGUUUGAUUACAGUGAAAGUAAUGACUCCUUUGUUAAAGCUUUUGCGGUUGUGUGAUUCGGAUGAAAAACCUGCAAUUGGUUAUGUUUACGAGGGAAUGCGUCGGGCAAGAAGAGGGAUUAAGGAAUUAUUUAAGAAGAAGAAGGAAUUAUAUAGGCCUUACACUAACAUAAUUGAUAGCCGUUGGGAUAGGAUGUUAAGAAAAAGUAUUUAUUGUGCGGCUUAUUGGUUGAAUCCUGUUUUCCAAUAUGAUCAUGCAAAUCUUUGUAAGAAGAAUGAGGUGUUUCAAGGCGUUCUUGAAAUGGUUGAGAAGACUUUUAAAGGUGAUGACGUGUUAAAUAUUACCUUGAAUUUAGGGAGGUUUCGUGAUGCUGAAGGUACCUUUGGUAGAUCUAGUGCCGUUGCUUCUCGUAAUCUUACUCGUCCAGAUGAGUGGUGGAAGUUAUUUGGCGGAGAUAUUCCGGUUUUGCAAAAGUUUGCUAUUAGAAUAUCAAGUCAAACGGCAUCUUCUUCCGGUUGCGAACGUAACUGGAGUGUAUUUGAAAGGAUUCACACGAAACGGAGGAAUACAUUGGAACAUCAAAGGCUAAAUGAUCUUGUAUUUGUUCAUUACAACUUGCGUUUACAAAAUAGAUUGAAGGUUGAUAUGAGGUCUUACGAUCCUGUUGACUAUGAAAAUAUUGAUAAGACGGGAUUUUGGGUGGUUGAAGAAGAGCGGGAAGGAGAACUUAAUUAUGAUGAUUUGGAAAAUAUGCUUGAUGAGCAAGAGCAUGAACCGGCUUCUGAAUCACAAGGUGACCAUGUUGAUCAUGAAGUUGAUAGUGAAUUUCAGUUACUAAGUGACCGCGAGAUCGAUGCUUAUAAUACUCAAAUUUCUCAAGAUCCAUGA
This is a messenger RNA of Lactuca sativa (garden lettuce), 2634 nucleotides long. RefSeq lists its product as uncharacterized. Lineage: Eukaryota; Viridiplantae; Streptophyta; Magnoliopsida; Asterales; Asteraceae. The record is from RefSeq and is a predicted model, not a curated record. Gene Ontology annotation, molecular function: DNA binding; protein dimerization activity.